AUGUCGGCCAACGGUCAAUCAUUCCUCCUCGACCCUGAAAAGACAGCCGGUCCCAUGCGCUACUCUCAUGCUCGAACGGUGCAACCAAAUACCUAUCACACCAUAUAUGUCUCGGGAAUUGCAGCCGUCAGUCCAGACGGAACGUACGAGGGUGUAACCGAGAAACCAGACGGCACAUACGAGCUCGAUAUCCGCAAACAAACAGCUGCAGUUCUACGGCGAAUUGAAAGCAUCAUAAAGGGCGCUUCGGAUGGAAAGGCAGACCUUUACAAUAUUGUGGACGCUGUGGUCUAUAUCUUGGAUAUGAAAACGCAGUACGCCGGGAUGAAUGAGGAGUGGAAUAAGAUUUGGCAUGAUCGUGCCAGUGCACCUUCUCGUGCGACUAUUGGGGUUAGGGAGCUGCCAGAUCCUCGGUUUUUGGUUGAGAUCAAAGCUACUGCAAUUUUCGAGAAAUGA
Talaromyces atroroseus is the source of this 456-nucleotide messenger RNA. RefSeq lists its product as hypothetical. The record is from RefSeq and is a predicted model, not a curated record. The transcript has a single exon. The coding region runs from base 1 to 456 and encodes 151 amino acids. NCBI's taxonomy places the organism in Eukaryota, Fungi, Ascomycota, Eurotiomycetes, Eurotiales, Trichocomaceae. Gene Ontology annotation, molecular function: deaminase activity. Gene Ontology annotation, cellular component: mitochondrion; cytosol.